AUGAUUACUGGUUUCAUACUCGAUUGGAUUGGCUCGUUAGCACCAACAUUGAUUGGUCUUAUAAUUGCAUUUAUUCUCGCUAUAUUUGCGCUGAGAACGUUGGUUCACUUAUGUUGUAGCAAUAAAAAUCGAGUACGAUCAUCGGAUGAUAGUAGUGUUACAGUGGGUUGUGCCGUUUUCCUUUUAUGCAGUCGACCAAUGAAUCGUUUUGUUGCGCUCAAUUGUAAUUGUCCAUGUUAUAUUCCAAGACCACGUUUACGUUUUCUUGUUCGGCUAGCUUUGUUAUUAUUCGCUAUUCUUCUCAGAGUACUGGCCAUCAUUUUAUAUGCAACAUCAAAAACCAACACAGCAUCGAAAGCAACGUUAGCAUUUGCUUGUGCAUUCUCAAUAAUUUUCCCACUGUCAUCGAUAUCUCUUGAUUUCUAUCAAUAUCGUGUUUGGUGGCAUUAUCGACCUUCAUGUGACACAUUACCUCGGAGUACUAUGUCCAAAAAACAUAUUCGAUAUAUUCCAUAUCAUCUUGUUGGUAAUAAUCGAAACGAUAUGCACAUGGGAAAUAAACCAUGUGAUACAAUGAGUCCAGAUGUUAAAUGUCGAAAUCGAAACUUAGAACAUUUGAUCAUAUUCCAUUUAGAUGAUUAUAAACCGCAAGAACGUUGGGGACUAUUACCACCAAGUGAAGCAGCAAAUUAUGUUGGUUUUCAUCGUACAAAAGCAGAAUUUGCCAUAUCUAUUGCGCAUAGCGACUUUCAUCCCUCAAUGACGCCACCACAAAUGCUUGGAUUUGGCGUUUAUUUCGCACGCUCGAUUGAGCACACAAAAGGAAAAGCAAGAAAUGCUGGAGCUUUGAUAUGUGCCGAAAUUAGAAUGGGUCGUGUCAAACAGAUAACAGUUAAUCAAAUAGAUACAGUUCGAAAUUCAAAGGCAUGGUGGAAAAAUUAUGAUACGGUCUACUACAAUCACGAAAAUGAUGAUAGAGAUGAAUUCUGUAUUAAAGAUCCAGCACAAAUAUUAAGAUGGGUCAUAGUGGUAGAUGAAGAGAAUGAUACAAAAGUUGGAGAAUAUCGACUAGACACAGAAUUCGAAGAUACAUGGUGUGGUUGCAUAUAA
Messenger RNA from Rotaria sordida, 1110 nucleotides. NCBI's taxonomy places the organism in Eukaryota, Metazoa, Rotifera, Eurotatoria, Philodinida, Philodinidae. The record is from the annotation of a GenBank genome assembly.